Molecule: messenger RNA, 1050 nt
Organism: Acanthosepion pharaonis
Lineage: Eukaryota; Metazoa; Mollusca; Cephalopoda; Sepiida; Sepiidae
Source: the annotation of a GenBank genome assembly
AUGUUCUCGCACUCCAAUCUUCAUCUCUCUUUUCUAAGUGCAGCGAGAAAUCAUCGCCGACUCAUCUCAACUCCAUUUUACGAAGAACAAAUACCUGCACAUGACGGCGAAGAAUUUGUACAAUGGCAUCCACAGAAUCAUCUCACUGUCAACACUUAUAAUUUAUCUACAGCCAGUAUGAAUGGAGUAAAAGAAGCAGCCAUGCAUGGCUACAAAUUAUUGGAAGCUGGUUUUUCAGCUGUGGAAGCAGUUGAAGCUGCAGUAUCCAAACUUGAAGACAAUCCUGUCUUUGAUGCAGGAACUGGAUCUGCUUUAAACAUUUUGGGAGAAGUUGAAAUGGAUGCUAUGAUUAUGGAUGGGAGUACAUUAAACAGUGGAGCUGUUGCUUGUGUGCAAAACAUCACCAACCCUAUACAACUGGCUAAACACAUUAUGGAAAAGACUGACCACGUCUUGAUUGUGGGAAAUGGAGCAAAUGCAUUUGCUGAAGAAAUGGGAGUUCCCAAAGUACCUGCCAACAAGUUGGUGACAGAAGAUGCUAAGAAAGAUUGGCAAAAAUAUCAGGACUUCAAGACAACAGCUGGCGAUCUCUUUCAUGCUUCCAAAUACAUACAUGCUCAUGAAACUGUUGGAUGUAUAGCACGAGACAAAUUUGGUAAUGUUGCUUGUGGUACUUCCACAGGUGGAAUCCCCGCUAAGAGACAAGGCAGAGUGGGAGACAGUCCAAUUAUUGGAGCAGGCGGUUAUGCUGACAAUAAAAUUGGAGCUGUUUCCACCACAGGCCAUGGUGAAGCCAUUGCUAAAAUUUGCCUAGCUAAAUACAUUAUCACCCAAAUGGAAAUUGGUUUCAGUGAGGAGUCAGCCAUUCAAAAAGGACUUGAGCAUAUGUUUGCACGUCUUCAAAGCUGUGGUGGGGCUAUUGUGCUGAACAGGUCAGGAUCAGUGGCUGCACAUUUUACUACAGAACGUAUGUCUUGGGCAUGGCGUGAUGACCACUCUCUUCAUUAUGGUCUCAAUCCCGGGGAACAUUACAUUCAAAAGAUUCUCUAA